AGCCGGUCAGAAGGAAAAAUGCCUCCUUCGAUAGAGAUAGCUGUUCUGCUUCUCGGCGUCCUGGUUUUGGAGACGCGCCGGAGUGCCAGUGCGCUGCACAUCCAACAGGCAUUCGCGUCUCCAAAUCAGACUAAUAACUUCGUGGUGGACCCGGUGUCCAGAAAGGUCUACCUGGCCACCGUCAACACAAUCUACCAGCUGAACGGGACCUUGACCAUCGAGGUAGAGAAGAGGACCGGUCCGGUGGAAGACAACCUGUUGUGCCAUGCGCCACAGCUUCCACAGGCUCCGUGCGAGCAUCCCAAAUCCCUCACUGAUAACUACAAUAAGCUCCUGGAGCUGGACCGAGAGCAAGGGGUAGUGGUGGCAUGUGGAUCCGUGUACCAAGGCUUCUGUGAGCUCAGAAAAAUGGAGAAUAUUUCGGAGAUAGCGGUGGAGUUCCCACCACAGGGCGAGAAGACCGUUUUCCCCAGCAUGCUUAACAUUGCUGCCAAUCACCCAAAUGCAUCCACUGUGGGGCUCAUCUUCAGGAGCCACGGGGGAAACACCCGGCUUCUCGUCGGGGCGACCUACACAGGGGCUGGUACCCAAUUCUUCCCCAAGAAUCACAGCAAGGAGGACCUGCGCUUUGAAAACACCCCGGAGAUCGCCAUCCGCUCUUUGAAUGUCAAGGAUUUAUCCCGACUUUUCACCUAUGACAUUAACCCCUCAGAGGAUAAUGUGUUCAAGAUCAAACAAGAGGUGAAAACCAAAAACAAGCUGAACUUCGUCCACGCUUUUAUGCAGAAGAGUUAUUCAUACAUAGCCUUCAACAAUGACGCGAAAAUGGGCCACAAGGAAAGCCAGCCAAACAGCAUCCUUGCCAGGAUAUGUCUGGAUACCGAGACCCCCAGAAAAUCCACCGGCCCGGAGAGCAGGAAGCUCACGGAGUCCUAUAUUCAGAUGCCCCUACAGUGUGGAUUUAACGGGAACAUUUACAACCGGUUGAUGUCCGUGUACCCCGCGGAGAUCCAUACAGAGGACGGUAAGAGCUCAGAACCGUACAUGUUCGGAGUGUUCUCCAAGGGUGACAGAAAGUCUGCCCUGUGCGCCUUCAAGUUUGGAGACAUCGAGGAAGAGAUCAGACAGGGCCGCAGGAACUGCUCUAACUCUCCCAGCAGCGAUGUUCAGGUGUUGGACAGCGUUAUCCAGGGCUCCGGGGCAGCCUGCAUUAUGAAGGGAAACCUGGUGCUGCAGCCGGAGCAGCUGGACUGCGGUGCGGCCCACCUGCAGCACCCACUGGCCCUACGACGGCCCCUGAAGGCCAUUCCUCUGUUUGAAUACUCUGGCCUUAGUUCGGUCUCUGUGGACAAUGUACACAAUCGCACUGUGGUUUUUCUAGGAACCAGUAAUGGACGCCUUCGUAAGCUGACCCUCCUAGCGAACAUGACCUUGGCUAACCAGUGGACACUGAAGCUGCCAGCCAGUGAACCCGUCCAUCACAUCAUGACCUUCGACCCCAACGACAGAAACUUCCUUUAUCUCAUGACCUCUCACCAUAUGCUGAGGGUGAAAGUGUCAGAUUGUGACCAGUGGAGGAUCUGCAGUGACUGUCUGGGAGCAGGUGACGCCCACUGUGGCUGGUGUACUCUGGAAAAUCGAUGCACCACCCAGAGGGAAUGCACUCAGGGGCUGUCAGCACGUUCCUGGAUCAGCAUGAGUGAAGGCCCACAGCAGUGUCCGUCCAUGACCCUGACACCCCCAGAGAUCAGCAUCUCUGCAGACAUAAAGGAUGUCGGCAUUCUGAUAAACGGCAGUGUUCCUGAUCUGGUCGGCUCCCAGGUGGAGUGUGAAUAUGGGCCGGGGUUUUCUACAGCUGCCACAGUGCACCUGGACUCCGGUCCAGCUCAGAUCCAGACCUGUCCCCUGCUCCCUCGGGAAAACUACCAACCAAUCCCCCUUGGCACAGAUCAUCUGACUGUUUCUGUGGCGAUAAAAGUGAACGGCACAUCCGUAGUUUCUGGUGACUUCAUCAUCUAUGACUGUGAGAGGACUGGAAUAAUACACCCAAAGACGUCAUGUGUGAGCUGCCUGAGCACCAGGUGGAAGUGUUACUGGGACCAAGAGAAGCACCUAUGUGUCUCCAGUAAAGAUGAGUCAAUGCACAACCUGCUGGAGAAGGCAGAUUCCUGCCCCAGCCUGGUUGCCACAGAGGUUGCUCCAUCACCAUCAGGAAUGAUCCAGGACUUCACCUUAUCCCUGAUCAACAUCCAGGAGGGGGAGAAGCUGGAGUGUGACUUUGGGACAGAUCAGCGAUAUGAGGCAACAUGGCUGAACAGCUCGACAGUCAAGUGCAGUGGAGUAACACUGUCCACUAAUCAGAGGAGUCACAUUUACCAUCUCAACCUGAGGAGGAGAGGAUACUUUAAUGGACAGGCGAACGUUUUCAUUGACAGCCCUCAGCCCAUGAAAGUGGAGGUAUACAACUGUGGAGUGGAUAGUUCUGAUUGUUCUCAGUGCUGGGGCCGGGAGGAUCAGGGACACCUCUGUGCCUGGUGUGAAAACAGCUGUAGGCAGAGGGAUGACUGCCAGCCAUUCAAAGAUCAAUGUCCAACUCCUGAGAUCCACAAGAUCUUCCCCCUCAGGGGUCCAGUGGAAGGAAGCACCCGGCUGACAGUACAGGGCAAGAAUCUUGGUCGCAGGGCUUCAGUAGUAAAAGUCUCCAUUGGGGAUGUUCCUUGCGAUCUUCUGCCUGAGCUCUACAAUGUCUCUGUAGAGCUGGUGUGUGUCACUGGGGCAUCUGCAUACGAGAGGACGGAUAUUGUCCGAGUGCAUGUGGAUCAGAGUGGGAUGGGGAUGUCAAAGGAAAGCUUCUCAUACUUAGUACCAAAACUGAUGUACAUUGAGCCCAGGAAGGGCUCUCGUGCUGGAGGAACCAGAGUGAUCAUCGGAGGUGAACACCUGGACAUCGGCUCUCAGGUCAGAGUCAAGGUCAACAACACGCAGGAAUGCAUCAUUACAGAGAAAACAGAUGAAACCAUUGAGUGCACCAUGCCUCCAGCCUUGCAGGCAAACACUGACUCAGUAGCAGUGUGCGUGGAAUUUGAAAACCUUCCCUGUCAGAGUGCCGAACUUAGUACCACAUACACUUAUGAGAAGAACCCCAUUAUCAGCUUAAUCCACCCCAAAAAGAGCUACCUCAGUGGUGGCAGGACCAUCACAGUGACAGGCCAUGGUUUUGAUCUGGUGCAGAGUGUCACCAUGCAGGUGCUGGGAAUUGGACAAACACAUUGCUCAGUGCUUUCCCAGUCGAUGAUCACCUGCCCGUCCCCGCCAUCUAGCCAGUCCCAGCAGACCUCGGUGCAGUUCUUCCUGAAUGAAGUCCUCUACACCGGAGACAGCCCCUCGUUCUCUGAGGAUGAGGCAGAGGAAGAGGAGGUGGAGCCUCAUAAAGGUCACUUCCCCCUGGAGUACGUGGAAGACCCUCAGUUCUUCACAGCCAACAAGGAGAAACUGAUUAAACACCACCCUGGAGAGCCACUGACACUCAUCAUCAACAAAGGGCCGAGCGAUCUGGAACUGGUGCCGGAAGAAUACUCAGUGAUGAUUGGCUCCUAUCCUUGUAACAUCAGCUUCCAUAACGACCAGCUGUUUCACUGCACCAUCAACGGACUGCUGAGCUCUAGCGAAGGAGAGCUGCCUGUCACUGUGCAACUGGGGAACUUUCGUCACACCAUAGCCAAAGUACAGCUGGGUGGCAGUGAGCUGGCCAUCGUGGUUUCCAUUGUGGUGUGCUGUGUGCUGCUGUUGCUGUGCACUGUGGCUCUUGUGGUGUACUGCACAAAGAGCCGAAGGGCAGAACGCUACUGGCAGAAAACUCUACUGCAAAUGGAGGAGAUGGAGUCCCAGAUCAGAGAGGAGAUACGUAAAGGCUUUGCUGAGCUGCAGACGGAUAUGACAGACCUGACCAAGGAGCUGAAUCGCAGCCAGGGUAUCCCAUUUUUGGAGUACAAACAGUUUGUCACACGCACGUUCUUCCCCAAGAUGUGCUCUGAUUAUGAGAAGAGUCUGGUCCAACCCGUCUAUGAAAAUGAUGGUCUGGGACCUCGAGCUCUGCCAGAGACCCACCCACUGCUACAGGACUGGAAGGCCACCAACAACACGAGGCCUAACGUAGAGGAGGGCAUCACUCUGUUCUCCACUCUGCUCAAUAACAAGCACUUCCUGAUCACAUUUGUCCACGCCUUGGAACAGCAGAAGGACUUUGCUGUACGAGACAGAUGCAGCCUGGCAUCACUGCUCACCAUCGCCCUCCAUGGUAAGCUUGAGUACUACACCAGCAUCAUGAAAGAUCUGCUUGUGGACCUGAUUGACGCCUCAGCUUCCAAGAAUCCCAAAUUGAUGCUGCGCCGCACUGAGUCUGUUGUGGAGAAAAUGCUGACCAACUGGAUGUCUAUCUGCAUGUACAGCUACCUCAAGGAAACAGUGGGUGAGCCUUUCUUUCUGCUGCUGUGUGCAAUCAAGCAGCAGAUCAACAAGGGCUCCAUAGACGCCAUCACAGGAAAGGCUCGCUACACCCUCAACGAGGAGUGGCUGCUUCGUGAGAACAUUGAGGCCAAGCCACAGAACAUGAACGUGUCUUUCCAGGGCUGUGGCAUGGACUCGCUGUCCGUCAGGGUCAUGAAUACAGACACAAUCUGCCAGGUGAAGGAAAAAAUCAUAGAGGCCUUUUAUAAAAACCUGCCAUUCUCCCAGUGGCCCCGAGCAGAGGAUGUAGACCUGGAGUGGUUCGACUCUGGUAGCAACAGUAAGCUUCUGCAGGACCUGGAUAACUCUUCAGUGAUGGAGGAUGGCCGAAAGAAACUCAACACAGUUUUCCAUUACCUGAUCCCAGAGGGGGCAUCGCUGGCUAUGAGCAUGAAAGACAAGAAAGAGAACACCCUGGGGAGAGUCAAAGAUCUGGAUACCGAGAAGUAUGUACACUUGGUCCUACCUCACGAUGAGCUAAUGGAGAACAGGAAGUCGCACAGACAGAGCCACAGGAAGAAGGUCCUACCUGAAAUCUACCUGACACGCCUACUGUCUACCAAGGGAACUCUUCAGAAGUUCUUGGAUGACCUCUUUCAGGCUAUCCUCAGCAUCCCUCCAGACCGGCCCCCUCUGGCAAUCAAAUACUUCUUUGACUUCCUGGAGGAGCAGGCUGACAAACGGGGCAUCACAGAUCCAGACACCCUGCACAUCUGGAAAACCAACAGUUUACCUCUGCGUUUCUGGGUGAACAUCCUGAAGAAUCCUCAGUUUGUGUUUGACAUCGAUAAGACGGAUCACAUGGACGCCUGUCUGUCUGUCAUCGCCCAGGCCUUCAUAGAUGCCUGCUCCAUAUCUGACCUGCAGUUAGGCAAGGACUCCCCUACCAACAAACUGCUGUAUGCCAAGGAGAUUCCUGAGUAUAAGAAGAGGGUGCAGUGCUACUACCAGCAGAUACAGGAAAUGGCACCUCUCAGCGAGCAGGAGAUGAACGCUCACCUGGCUGAGGAGUCACGAAAAUACAGAAAUGAAUUCAACACCAACCUGGCCUUGACAGAAAUCUACAAAUAUGCCAAGAGAUACAGAAACCAGGUGGUGAACGCGCUGGAGUCUAACCCCACCGCACGUCGCACUCAGCUGCACCACAAGUUCGAGCAGGUCAUUGCCCUCGUGGAGGACAACAUCUACGAGUGCUGCAGUGAAGCCUGAACCUGCUGGCAUCUUGUCUACUAGCCAUCUCUUUUCUCCUGCUGCCAGCUGCCUUUUUCCUACCUACUUGCUUAUGUGGGAAUGUCGGCCACUGAGGAAUUAGCCUUCUUAAAAAAAAAAGUGUCAUUAUUAUCCCCAUUCUCCAAAGCAACAGACUGUAACAAGUGUGAAAAGUGGCAGAGCAAAGGACUCAAAAACCUGCCUUCCGUGUUUCCCCUGUCUUCUGGGAAUGUCAAGUAAAUUUCCCAAAUCUUUUCCCAUGACACGGACAGAAUUCUAGUCUGGCUCAGCUACGCUUUAAAGGGAAAGUGUAGGAGCAUGGAGAUGAGGCUUACUCUGGAUGUCUUUACAGUUACUGGGACCUAAAGCCCUGGUGGCAAUCUUAACGCACUGAACCCUUUUCUUAAGGGAAUGAGCCAAUGAUGCACUGUACUGUAUUAUAAUGUCCAUAGCAAUAUUUAUAGAUGUGUUAUAAUGCUGUCAAGUGGCCUGUUCAUCAGGAUGAGUAGAAAGGACCUUCGUGACAUACUCCUCCCAUCUCCUAAAGCCUGCAACGUUCUCAGGUGUGACUGGUGAAGAUGAGUUACUCAUCCCUCAUAGGUUUUUUGAACAAUACGUUCCAGUGUGCUUUGCAGGUUGAUGAUGGGUUGAGGAGGAGAAGAGGGAGGAGAGAAGAAUAUAAAUGACUGAAAAUUUAUUAAAUCAAAUGUAAUGUAGUUCACUGGGAAGAGCUGCAUCAUUAUAGAAGUGUUGAUCAGUGUGCUUGUAAACGAAUGAAUAUCAUGUUGGAUUCUGACCAAACUACAAGAGGGAAAUUUACAUUUAUGAAAAAAAAACUGAGCUCAAUAUAAUCUGAAGAGAUGUGUCAGACAUGACUGUAUUUGUGAUGCCAAAUGACUUGUCAGAGUUUGUGAAAUAAAUUACAGUAUUUAGGAUUUUAAUGUGUCUAAUGAUGACAAUGUUUAUUGUACUGUCAGAGUGCUUCAUUUCUGAGCUUCAUUACAGCUCAGCCAAUUUUAACAACAUUCGAAAACCAUUAAGAAUUUGGCCUGUCACCCACAAGCCUGCCAACAGGCAUCUGGAACUUCUCAGAAUGACUCGUAAAUGUUCUCAUGAAAAAGCGAGUAAGGGAAAAGCCAGGUAUACAUUUAGCAUUGUUUUUUAUUGCAGGACACUGAACAACUUCCACAAGAUCCUAACUUCUACGCAAUGAACAAAAUAAUAUCCCCAUACCUCUGAAUACACACACUGACAUUCUGACAUCCAUUCAAAUACAUAAACAUCCACCACACAUGCAUUCAGUCUCUUGCAGGUGGCGCCUCCUCCUUGCAGAGGCUUUUUUCAGGUCCAUCUGUUUACACUCAUGUCUCAGUUGAUGCCAAGAGCAAACUCACCACCUCAGCGUCGUCUCCACAAAGACAAGAGGAAAGACAGAGGGACCAGAGGACAGCCCCGUCUGAUGCCUUAAAAACUCAUCUGAGAUAUCUAAACAAAUUCAUGACUAAUUUCACAUGAGUAUUCAUUAAAUUUAUUGUUCAAAGCACAUUUUGGGGGAUAUGUAGCUGCAGCAAUUACUUGAACAAGACUUGAUGUGGAUGAAAUCAUGUUGUGUGGUUUUCUAAAUAAAAUCUUCACCUAU
Messenger RNA from Scomber japonicus (chub mackerel), 7354 nucleotides. It is a transcript of the gene plxnd1, whose product is annotated as plexin D1. Gene Ontology annotation, biological process: negative regulation of cell adhesion; semaphorin-plexin signaling pathway involved in axon guidance; regulation of cell shape. The transcript is spliced from 36 exons. Lineage: Eukaryota; Metazoa; Chordata; Actinopteri; Scombriformes; Scombridae. Gene Ontology annotation, molecular function: semaphorin receptor activity; protein binding. The record is from RefSeq and is a predicted model, not a curated record. Gene Ontology annotation, cellular component: semaphorin receptor complex. Bases 19 to 5715 code for a protein of 1898 amino acids.